AGAUCGCGUCACAUGGAAUGUUCACCGGCACAAUUUUCAAUAGCUUAUUCACAUUACCGCUGGUCAUUUCACAAUUUGUUCCACCACCAACGCGUCCAGUAGAUCUAUGGGAUCCGUUUAAAACAACGACAACACCAUUUCCCCAUGGCGGAGUAAACCAAGGGUUAAACCGAGAUGAAGUGGUUGUUCGACUGCCUCUGGGAGACAUUGUUGGCAAAGAGGUUCAUCUCCACAACCUGCCCUGGACAAUUCACAAAGAUCCAACCGAAGAGCUUCCCAAGGACGGAACACACUUUGAUCCGAAUCCACUGAAGCCCAAAAACAAUAUCACAGUCUUCACAUUUCUAGGAGUGCCCUAUGCAGAACCACCGACGUCUCAGAGAAGAUUUAAGCCACCACAGCAGCUUACCGUCUUUCCAGGGAAACAACCGUAUUUGGCAUUCAAUUACGCGGCUUCAUGUGCUCAAGAUGUUGAAAAGUCGCCCAGUCCAUUUGUAGAUCAUCCUUAUCCAUUCAUGGUCGAUGAAGAUUGUCUUUACUUGAACAUUUUCUCUCCUGACAUUUCCAAAAAUGCACAAACCACUUAUCCGGUAAUUGUGUUCUUCCACGGCGGGAAUUUCCAAACUGGGUCUGCAAAUGAGUGGCCAGCGCAUGGACUUGCUUCUCGAGGAAUGGUUGUAGUAACUGUCAACUAUCGUCUUGGUGCUUUCGGCUUCAUGAGUAUGGGAGAUUCUGAAACCGGCAACUAUGGACUACAGGAUCAGAGACUAGCCUUGGAGUUUGUGAAAAACAACAUUGUAACGUUUGGCGGAGAUCCACAAGCUGUCACAGUUGUCGGGCACGAUGCAGGAGCAGCUUCGAUCGGAUUUCACAUGCAGUCACCGUAUUCCAGGCACCUCUUCAGAUCGGCGGCCACAAUGUCCGGAGCGGAAGUUUCAUAUCACUCUUACAUUGGAAAAACUGCACUGGCUUUCAACAACACAAUGAAGCUGGGACGCUACGCAGGAUGUACACAAGCUGUUGCACAACAUCGUUGGGAUUGUAUUCUGACAAGAUCAACCGGAGACAUCAUUGAUGCAACAAGGAACAUUCCUAUCGAGUACAACAGAUACUUGUUCAUGCCAACGGUGGAUGGAAAAUAUCUCCCUGGAAACCCGCUAUGGACUCUCGUCAACGCGCCGAGUGGGGAGACUUCAAUCAUGAGUCCAGUACCAAUGCUUAUUGGAAUGAAUGCUCAAGAUGGCAGUGAAGUCGUGCUGGAAGACAGAAGACUCGGAGAGUUUAGUCAGUUCAACGAUGUCGACCACGAGUAUUUGAAAAGUUACUCGCUGGAAUAUUGCUACCGUCAUAACUACUCAAUGAAUCGGGAAGCUACCGCCGACGCGAUCCUCUCCAAAUACACUUUCUGGCCUGAUAGAGCAGCUGCUUGGGCAAUCAAGGAAAACUUUAUCCAAUUUGCUACCGAUGCUUACUACACUGCUCCGAUGCAACUCUCCUCGCAUCUCCACAGUUCUUCGGGAUCACGAGUUUUUCAAUAUGUAAAUAAUUACAACUUCAGUCGCCAGCAUCCAAACCUGCUAUUUAUUCCUGACUGGAUGGGAGUUUGUCGGGAUUGUGACUUGUAUCUGAUGUUUGGCUAUCCGUUUUUACCGGACGAGCUGAGACCGAUUGGUCUGCGAGGCAUAAAUUUUACGGAUACAGAUAGAAACGCGAGCAGGACGUUUUCCAACAUCAUACGUCGAUUCAGUUAUCAUCAGAACCCAAAUUUUCAAUUUGAUGGCAGCUGGGCAGCAUACGAACCAAGGCGUCAUUGGUACAUUAACUUUAACUACACACAUGAAGAAGACUGGAAGAUUCCUGGAACUCUUGCAAGAGACUAUCGCUAUCAAGAUGUUGCAUUCUGGAAUGAGUACAUCCCUGCAUUGGUGAACUACAUGACAACGACGUUUUCCCCUGAAAAUGUUGCGUACCGACGAGAAAUCAUGGUUUUCAAAUGGAUCACUGGAGUCAACGUCAUCAUCAUCGCUCUACUGAUAGUACUUGCUGGCGCGUUUGGAUAUAUGGUUUGGGGAAACAAGGAGGACGAGGAGGCGGCUUAUAAAGCAGAAAACCACCAACUCGUCGAAUACCGGGACACUGGUCACUCAGUGUCGGAUGCUACUAUUUCUUCACGGACUCGAUCACCAAGAUCUAGAAUAACCAAUCUUUAACUUUCAAAGUUUGUAAAUAAUGUAUAAUUUAAAUUUUUUAGAGUACUAACAUAAUAAUUACUAACUUCUGUGAUCAGAAUCUCAUUUCACUUACUUUUUAUGUUUAGUACGAGUUUUAAACCAUCCAAUUGUGAUCUCUAUUUUUUCGGAGCCUUAUCUUACUGAUGCCUUAUUAUUAUCAUAAUUGUUAUUGCAUUUUCAAAAAGAAAACAUGUAUUGUCUAA
Messenger RNA from Caenorhabditis elegans, 2434 nucleotides. It is a transcript of the gene glit-1, whose product is annotated as Neuroligin-like protein glit-1. Lineage: Eukaryota; Metazoa; Nematoda; Chromadorea; Rhabditida; Rhabditidae. Bases 18 to 2210 code for a protein of 730 amino acids. Gene Ontology annotation, cellular component: plasma membrane. The transcript is spliced from 4 exons. The record is from RefSeq and is marked reviewed.